AUGCGGCACCGUUGGUUGUUCCUUGGAGCUUGCGGCUGGGUGCUGCUCAUCCUCGUUUUCGUCACCAAGAUCAUUAGCCACCGAGCCGUUGAUGAGUAUGAAGAGAGGCUUGGUGGUCAGAGCACGACUGUUAUGGGACACACAGCGAGGAAGCUUCCACUGCCCACUGCAGAAAUAACGGUUUCACAGCAACCAGACCAGGUAAGGGCUCAGUCCUCAGCUGCCCCUACAAUGGCUGAAUGGGACUCCGUUGUUGAAGAGCGACUCCAACUGCUUUCCACUGUAUGCAAGAACAGCACCCUCAGGAAUUUGACUCACAUCCCCAUCAGCAAGUUUGUCCUGGACCGCAUAUUUGUCUGUGAUAAGCACAACAUCUUGUUCUGCCAGACCCCUAAAGUGGGUAACACACAAUGGAAGAAGGUCCUAAUCACUCUCAACGGAGCCUUCUCCGGUGUGGAGGACAUCCCGGAGUAUCUUGUCCACGAUCACGAGAAGAACGGCCUGCCUCGCCUCUCGUCACUGACGCCACAAGAAAUUACACACAGGUUAAAGACUUACUUCAAGUUUUUCAUCGUGAGGGAUCCAUUCGAACGUCUGAUCUCUGCCUUCAGUGACAAGUUCAUAAAGAACCCCCGCUUCGAGCCUUGGUACCGGCAUGACAUCGCUCCGGCCAUCAUUCGCAAGUACCGCAAAAGGCAUCGUGACGGUGACGUUGCGGGGUCCGGCUUGCACUUUGAGGAUUUUGUCCGUUAUCUGGGGGAUGUCGACGGCCGGCGACGCAUGGAUCGCCAGUUCGGGGACCACAUCAUUCACUGGAUGACAUACACAGAGUUGUGCGCGCCUUGUGACAUCCCUUAUAAUGUCAUAGGCCACCAUGAGACACUAGAACAAGAUGCCGGCUACAUACUAAAGAGAGCGGGCAUUGAGCGCCUGGUGUCCUACCCAGCUAUCCCUCCUGGCAUCACAAGUUACAACAAGACCAAGAUCGAGCAGUACUUCUCAGGAAUUAGCAAACGGGACAUCAGGCGUCUGUACGCACGCUACCAGGGGGACUUUCAUUUAUUUGGAUACCCGACACCUUACUUCCUACUCACCUGA
Molecule: messenger RNA, 1098 nt
Organism: Nerophis lumbriciformis (worm pipefish)
Lineage: Eukaryota; Metazoa; Chordata; Actinopteri; Syngnathiformes; Syngnathidae
Source: RefSeq, a predicted model, not a curated record